AUGCCUCCGCAAAUCAAGCAAGAUCUUAACCGCUCCGGCUGGGAGUCUACAGACUUUCCAUCCGUUUGCGAAAACUGCUUGCCAGAAAACCCAUACGUCAAGAUGCUCAAAGAAGACUAUGGCGCCGAAUGCAAAUUGUGUACGAGACCAUUCACGAUUUUCAGCUGGAGCGCGACGCGCGCGCAAGGACGACGCAAAACCACCAUGAUCUGCCUAACAUGCGCCCGUCUCAAGAACUGCUGCCAGAGCUGCAUGCUCGAUCUGUCCUUUGGCCUGCCCAUUGCCGUGCGCGACGCUGCCCUCAAGAUGGUCGCCCCCGGCCCGCAGUCCGACAUCAACCGAGAAUACUUCGCGCAAAACAACGAGAAGCUUAUCGAAGACGGCAAAGGCACCGAAGAGUACGAAAAGACGGACGAAAAGGCGCGCGAGCUCCUGCGACGUCUCGCUGCGAGCAAGCCAUACUUUAGAAAGGGCAGGGCCGUGGAUGAGACGGAGCUGGCUGGCGCAAGCACCGGUGGCGACGCCGCCGUCGGCGCUGGUGUCGGCGGACCCGGGCCGAUUCGAACCAAGGACUCGAGGGCUGCCCGAGCAGCGGGCGCGAGAACUGGCAACGGCAAGGGCCGCGCCGCGUUCCCCAGCACUGCGCAGCUGCCGCCAAGCCCCCGCGACUGGCUACCGCCCGACGACAAGAACAUCAUGUCGCUCUUUGUGACGGGAGUGGAGGAUGACCUGCCCGAAUUCAAGCUGCGCGAGUUUUUCAAGGCUCACGGCAAAAUCAAGAGUCUUGUCUGCUCGCACAUGUCGCACUGCGCCUUUGUCAACUACGAGACACGAGAAGCAGCAGAAAAGGCGGCGGCGGCUUGUCAAGGUCGCGCAGUCAUCGCUGGCUGCCCUCUGCGCAUUCGCUGGGGGCAGCCCAAGGCUAUCGGCACGAUGGAUAAGGAUCAGCGUGCCGAGAUGCUCCGCGAUGCGCGCAUUCGACAGGCGGCCAGAACACGGCAACAAGGAACCAUCGAAGGUGGACAGGAGGCGUCGUCGUCAUCGUCGUCGGCAGGACCAGUAGCUGCGCCUCCUGGUGGCGAGGAUGCGCCCAACUAUGCCAGCUUGGCUGGUGAAUGA
This is a messenger RNA of Akanthomyces muscarius, 1119 nucleotides long. RefSeq lists its product as uncharacterized. NCBI's taxonomy places the organism in Eukaryota, Fungi, Ascomycota, Sordariomycetes, Hypocreales, Cordycipitaceae. Gene Ontology annotation, cellular component: Prp19 complex; U2-type catalytic step 1 spliceosome; U2-type catalytic step 2 spliceosome. The transcript has 2 exons. The coding region runs from base 1 to 1119 and encodes 372 amino acids. Gene Ontology annotation, molecular function: U6 snRNA binding; pre-mRNA binding. The record is from RefSeq and is a predicted model, not a curated record.